Synchytrium microbalum is the source of this 1032-nucleotide messenger RNA. RefSeq lists its product as uncharacterized. The coding region runs from base 1 to 1032 and encodes 343 amino acids. The record is from RefSeq and is a predicted model, not a curated record. The transcript has 2 exons. Lineage: Eukaryota; Fungi; Chytridiomycota; Chytridiomycetes; Synchytriales; Synchytriaceae.
AUGCAGAGAGGCAAAAGAACUUUGGAGACAGCCACCAUACCAGACGAUUCCGAGCCUUUAGAUAGGAAGAAACACAAACAAGCUGACCAGCUAGACUUCCUUCACAUCUCCAACGAAUGUAAAACAGACGCAAUUUACAACCACUACCAAUCUGAAUUCAGGAGAAUCGCGCACGGCUUAUUAAAUGGAGCUUGGAUACUCUCUAUAAAGUCAUUGGAUGGCGUGAUGCACCAGUAUAAGAUCGUGGAAAUUGAAUUUUAUCUUCGACAUUUGCCACAGCAUAUCGACCCAUUCUCACAUGCACGGGAAUCACAGCUGGAAUUUGGCAAAUUUUGUUUUCAUAAGCGUGGAAAUUCAUAUGCUGGUGGUACUUGGAAGGGCCUAGACAUCUCGUUUGGAUGCUCUGGAGAUCCUGAUACGCCAGCUAUAGAUAAUGGCCCGCGAGGGAUUAUGAGAACGAAUGCAUUCCAUGCUGGGAUUCUCAUCCGAAGUAUAAUGAAUAUCGAAACAAACGAGGUAGUCGAAGGACCUUGUAAGUGUGUCGACAAGAUACUCAAAAUCCUGAAGGCAAAAGAUGUAGCUGAUCUGGUGUCAAAUAUCCUGGACGAUGAUCUAAGUAUCACCAACAACACGUCGUCAUUGUAUUUAUCCAAGUCUACCAUCCCUGUAGUAACGAACGAGAUAUUUGAAACGCCGAGAAUCGGUUUGUAUAUAAGAAAGACACAUAAGGAUUUGAAGGAACGGUUGGGAUAUGUGACUCGUUUGUAUCGCUUCCACACUCAAACCUUGAGUAAAGGUAAAGCUCAUACAAUAAUUGGUAUAUUACUGCCAAAUAAGCAGAAAGCAGUGAAAACUGUGAUAGACGACAUAGUUGAGAAAACAGGCAUAAGUAAAAAGCUAGUAUCUGAAUGUCUCGAAGCCUUUGCGAAAGGAAGCAAAAUGCCAUACACCAAAUUCAUCGACAUGGACAAGGGCUCUUCUCAGAACAUAUGCCAGUACUUUGGAUCACUUUACCCUCAUUGUAAAUGCUAA